Molecule: messenger RNA, 3097 nt
Organism: Acanthopagrus latus (yellowfin seabream)
Lineage: Eukaryota; Metazoa; Chordata; Actinopteri; Spariformes; Sparidae
Product: probable E3 ubiquitin-protein ligase TRIML1
Exons: 2
Coding region: 212-1852 (546 amino acids)
Molecular function (GO): protein binding; zinc ion binding
Source: RefSeq, a predicted model, not a curated record
ACAAGUUUCACAGUGAGUCACUAAAACUGACAGACCUUCACCGAGAGGAGGAGCAACAGGGAGAAAAAACUAGAACGACACAUUUACUGGAAUGUAAGCCUAAAAGUUUGAGUUACAGCAGAGCUUCAGUCCAGACGAGUCUCUGUGUUUCUCUCUGAAGAAAACUUUCUCAACACAACAGCAGAAUCUCUGACAAACACUGACUGUCAACAUGUCUGCUGCCAGCUGUCAGCUGACUGAAGAUCAGUUUCUGUGCUCCAUCUGUCUGGAUGUGUUCACUGAUCCAGUCAGCACACCAUGUGGACACAACUUCUGUAAAACCUGCAUAACUCUACACUGGGAUAAAAAUGAGUGUCAGUGUCCAAACUGUAAAAAGACUUUCAACUUCAGACCUGAACUGGAGGUCAACACGUUCAUCUCUGAGAUGGCUGCUCAGUUCAGACAGUCAGCUCAACAGAAAGCCAGCAGCAGCAGCUCAGAGCAACAAGUUUCCAAACCAGGAGAAGUUCCCUGUGACGUCUGCACUAGAACCAAACUGAAGGCCCUGAAGUCCUGCCUGGUGUGUCUGGCUUCCUACUGUGAGACUCACCUGGAGCCUCAUCUGAUAAUAUCAGGCCUGAAAGGACAUCAGCUGAUCGACCCUGUGGAGAACCUGGAAGACAGGAUGUGUACGAAGCAUGAUGAACUGCUGGAGCUGUUCUGUAAGACCGACCAGAUGUGUGUCUGCAUGCUCUGCUCUGAUUUAGACCACAAGACACAUGAUGUUGUUCCUCUGAAAGAAGAAUAUGAAGGAAAGAAGGCCGAGCUGGGGAAGACAGAUGCUGAAAUUCAGCACAGGAUCCAGAAGAGACGACUGAAAAUUCACGAGAUGAGAUGCUCAGUGAAGCGCAGUAAGAAUGAUGCAGACAGAGAGAUAGCAGCUGGUGAUCCGGUCUUCAGAGCUCUGAAGGAGUCUGUUGAGAGAAGCCAGGCCGAGCUCAUCUACACCAUCAAAAUGAAGCACAGAAAGACAGAGAAACAGGCUGAAGGCUUCAUCAAAGAGAUGGAACAGGAAAUCUCUGAGCUGGAGAAGAGAAGCUCUGAGGUGAAGAAGCUCUCACAGUCUGAAGACCACCCCCACCUCCUCCAAAGCUUCCCAUCACUGAACACUGCUCCACCCACCAAGGACUGGACAGGAGUCAGCGUCCGUCCACCUUCAUAUGAGGGGACUGUGGUGAGAGCUGUGAAUCAGCUGGAGGAGACGCUCAGUAAACAGAUGAAGAAGCUGUUUGAGGUCGAGCUGAAGAGGGUCCAGCAGUAUGCAGUGGAUGUGACACUCGAUCCUGAUACAGCACAUCCCAACCUCAUCCUGUCUGAUGAUGGAAAACAAGUUAAACAUGGUGAUGUGAAGGAGAAUCUCCCAAACAACCCAGAGAGAUUUGAUACUUGUCCCUGUGUCUUAGCGAAGCAGAGUUUCACUUCAGGAAGAUUUUAUUACGAGGUUCAAGUUAAAGAGAAGACUAAGUGGGAUUUAGGAGUGGCCAGAGAGUCGAUCAACCGGAAGGGAAACAUCAAUCCGACUCCUCAGAAUGGUCAAUGGUCGAUAUGUUUGAUGGAUGAAAAUGAGUAUGAAGCUUGUGAUCGCUCUCAAGUCCGUCUCUCUCUGAAGCAUCAGCCUGAGAAGGUGGGGGUGUUUGUGGAUUAUGAGGAGGGUCUGGUCUCCUUUUAUGACGUUGAUGCUGCAGCUCUUAUCUACUCCUUUACUGGCCGCUGCUUCACUCAGAAACUCUACCCGUAUUUCAGUCCAAGUCUUAACAAUGGUGGUAAAAACUCUGCUCCUCUGAUCAUCUCUCCUGUCAGUCACAUUAAGUAGAACAUUUGAUUUUCUACAGAAAGAUUCACAUUAUUUAACGUAAUAAAUGUACACUUAUUUGUGAUGUAUACAUUGUUGUUUUCAGAUUCUGAUCAAUGUGCUUUUAUUGUUACUAUAAAUGUAUUUCCUUGUGUCACAUUGAUAUCUACAUCACACCAGUUUUACAACAUUGAUUAAUAUUAUCUAAUGUAGACUCAUUUAUCCUAAUAACUGCAUGACUAAUAGAUUAUCAGAAAACAAUGUACUCAGAAAAAUCAUGCAAUUGUUUUGAAUUUUAACAAUUUUAUUGUCUGAUCAUUGUAAAUAUUAGAAGAGUUGCAUCCUGACAAAACAUUUAUGAAUGAGCAAAAAGUUAUUUGAUUUUGUUUUUCUUAAUGAAUAAAACAGAAAAAGCAAAAAAAACAUUUUAUUGUGUUUGAUUGAUUAUUUAGUUUGUUAUUGAUAACAACAGCUAAUGUUUCUAAUGACGACCAAAUCAUGUGAUUAAAAACACCAUCAGCUGUUCUCAGACUGACUUGAGCUGACGAGCUCCAAUCGUCCAUCACACCUGAGACAGCUGGUAGUGUGAGAUGAUGUCGUGUUAUUGAAGGUUUGAACAGCUGAUAUGAACUAAACCAGUGAAGUCUGACUUUAGCUCCAUCCUGAGAGAAAAAAUAAUAAAGUUCACACUCAUAAGUGUGUUUUUGAAUGUAGGGCUGCAACUAAAGAUUAUUUUCAUUGUUAAUUAUUCUUUGGAUUCAUUUCUCCAUCGAUCUAUUGGUUGCCCAAUCUAUAAAAUGUUAGAAAAUGGUGUUUCCCAAAACGCAAGUUGACCCCCUGAAAUGUCUUGUUUUGCCCACAAGCCAAAUAUAUUCAUUUAACUGUCAGAGAGAAGUAAAGAAAAGAGCAAAUAUUCACAUUCAAGAAACUGGAAUAAGAAUGUUUUAGUUUUUAUCUUUAAAAGACUAUUAUUGAUUGUCAAAAUAGUUUGGGAUUAAUUUAAUAGAUGUGUAGAAGUUAUGGUUUAAUCACUGUAGCUUCAUUGUAGAACAAGAACAAGAAAAUAGUUUUCAAGGAAAUCCACAAACAAAGAAGAAGCAGGCUAAUGUUGUGCUGAGAGUUCAUCCUGGAAAUACUUCAUUGGAACUCAAGACUUUACAAGUGGGUGUAAUCUUUUAAUGAUGACUAUAAAUAGUGAAUAUAAUCUUUUAUAGAUAUUUUUUCUUUUUUUUCUUCUGUUUUUAAAUUAAUUUAAACUUAUUUUUC